Molecule: messenger RNA, 958 nt
Organism: Magallana angulata
Lineage: Eukaryota; Metazoa; Mollusca; Bivalvia; Ostreida; Ostreidae
Product: probable thiopurine S-methyltransferase
Exons: 10
Coding region: 209-901 (230 amino acids)
Molecular function (GO): thiopurine S-methyltransferase activity
Source: RefSeq, a predicted model, not a curated record
UACCGAUUAGACACACUACCUGAGCUUUGUGACUGAGUUCGAUAAGAUGUCCUACAUUUACUUCAGAUGAAAAAUACUGUUUAGUCUUGUUAUGUACGAGGUCAUAAUCCAGAUCGCAUCAAACUAAGAAUAAUCCGUUUACAUAAAAGCCACCAGUUUUACCAGUUGACCAGUACGAGACUUCAGAAGUGAAUUUCUACACAUAGCUAUGGCAGAGAACCAAUUUACCGAGGUUAGCCCUGAAUAUUGGCAAAAACGGUGGGAAGAACGUAAAAUUGGAUUUCAUAGAUCUCAUGUCGAUUCAUUAUUGGAAAAACAUCUUGACAAACUAGUGGAUGGCCGGCAGAAUAUCAAGGUUUUCUUUCCUCUGUGUGGAAAAACGUUGGACAUGAAAUGUUUGUGGGAGCAUGGUCACACCGUGGUCGGGGUAGAGGCAGCGCGGCCCGCCCUGGAGGAGUUUUUCGAGGAGCAUUCCAUCAAGUACACGGCCUCAGACCUCCCAGACGGACUGGGAUCAUUGUUGACAAGUGAAGACGGCAGGAUUAAGCUCUACUGCUGUGACCUUUUUAAAUUCAACAGCGACUUAGAGGGGUCGAUGAAUGCGGUUUGGGACCGAGGCUCUCUUGUGGCCAUUAACAGAGAGGACAGGCAGCGCUAUGUGAAACUUAUCACAAGCCUGCUUGCCCCAGACUGCCGUUAUCUAGUGGAGACAUUGGAGUUUGAUGAGACAAAGUUUCCAGGGCCACCAUUUUGUGUCUCCGAACAGCAGUUUUACGACUUAUUUGGUGAGAAAUUUAACAUCAUGAAACUAGACAGAAAGGAUUCAUUGGAAGAAAAACAUCGGUCAUGGGGACUUGAUAGUCUGUACGAAAACUUGUAUUUAACCACUUUGAAAAACUGAGAGAGAGAGAGAGAGAGAGAGAGAGAUAAAUAUGUUGGAAUAAACAGAUCUUCAAUA